CUCGUGCCAGUGCCGUACAAGAAUUUCAACGCCUUUGUCAAUUCCGCUGCCUCCGUCAUAUAGGCAUUGUUUAUUACUAGCUUAAAAUUGCUUUCCAGUGCCUUCUGCAAACAUUUAUGGUCGGAAAAUAGUGUUUAGUGGCGGAUUUGUGGCGCAAAUUAGCAGCAUACGAAACAGCCGACAGACCACGAUAGCGAAAGGAACAUUGGCCGACCGACCCGCCGACCUUGUAACCGGAAUUGGACGUAAACGUGAACCACUGGCUCAGCGAUGGCGUCCGGUUCAACCUUGCAGAAGGCGAUCGACAUCGUGACGAAGGCAACGGAGGAGGAUCGAAACAAAAAUUACGAGGAAGCGCUGCGCCUCUACGAACACGGCGUAGAAUACUUUCUGCAUGCGAUCAAGUAUGAGGCGCAGGGCGAUAAGGCGAAGGAUUCGAUCCGGGCCAAAUGCUUUCAGUAUCUGGAUCGGGCCGAAAAGCUGAAGGCAUACCUGAAGAAGGGCAAGAAGAAACCGGUAAAGGAUGGGGAAAGUGGUGCCGCAAAGGACGACAAAUCGAAAGGGAACGACAGUUCCGAUUCCGACUCAGACGAUCCGGAAAAGAAGAAGCUGCAGGCGAAGCUCGAGGGCUCGAUCGUAAUCGAAAAGCCGAGCGUCAAAUGGUCCGAUGUGGCGGGGUUGGAAGGUGCGAAGACGGCACUGAAGGAAGCCGUCAUACUGCCGAUCAAGUUUCCCCAUCUGUUCACCGGCAAGCGAAUGCCGUGGAAGGGUAUUCUGCUGUUUGGGCCACCCGGUACUGGCAAAUCGUACUUAGCGAAGGCCGUCGCAACGGAAGCCAACAAUUCGACCUUCUUCUCCGUGUCCAGCUCUGACCUCGUAUCCAAGUGGCUCGGCGAGUCGGAAAAACUCGUGAAGAACCUGUUCGAGCUCGCCCGCGCCCACAAACCAUCCAUCAUCUUCAUCGACGAGGUCGACUCACUGUGUUCCGCCCGGUCGGAUAAUGAAAGUGAAAGUGCCCGCCGUAUCAAGACGGAGUUUCUCGUGCAGAUGCAGGGCGUGGGCAGUGACAAUGACGGUGUGCUAGUGCUCGGCGCUACCAACACACCCUGGAUAUUGGAUUCCGCCAUCCGGCGCCGGUUCGAGAAGCGCAUCUACAUCCCGCUGCCGGACGAGCACGCGCGCCUGGUAAUGUUUAAGAUCCAUCUCGGCAACACGGCCCACACACUGACCGAGGACAAUCUGCGCGUGCUCGCGAGCAAAACGGACAAAUUUUCCGGCUCGGACAUUUCGAUUGUGGUGCGCGAUGCGCUGAUGCAGCCGGUCCGGAAGGUACAGACGGCGACACACUUCAAGAAGGUGAGCGGCCCAUCGCCGGUGGACAAGAAAACGAUCUGUGACGAUCUGCUGGUACCGUGCAGUCCGGGUGAUGCUGGCGCGUUCGAGAUGACAUGGGUGGACGUACCGGGGGACAAGCUGUUCGAGCCACCGGUUACAAUGAACGAUAUGCUGAAAUCUCUGGCCAGUACGAAACCAACCGUCAACGAGGACGACAUGAAAAAGUUGGACAAAUUUACCGAGGACUUUGGACAGGAAGGUUAAAGCGUGGAAAAGGGAGCACGUGAGCCGGGGGUCGACAAAACGGGGUAUUGAGUGGGAAGGAGACGAGCGGCGGGCAGCAAAAGUUAAACUCUACAACACGAAACGAUGAAAAGUGAAAGAGUAUGAGCAGGCGUAUGUGUGUGUUCGUGCAUGUGUGUGUGACUGUACAAGCGUAAAAAAGAUAAUCAGGACGCAUAUUAAUAUUUUUUUUUUAAAUAACUAUUUGCUUUAAACCAUUCUCUGCUUAAUUUUCGUGUGCAGUCGCUUACGACUCUCUUUACGACCCGGAAUUGGAUUCUGGUCCCGAUUCCAUUCAUAAACCUGCAAGGUUAAAUUGUGCUUGAGACGUUCCACUUCAAUGCGUUUUGUUUGUAGUAGUGACCUAUAAGGUCACGACCUGCCAUAAGAAAAAAGAUUGGCUUCCUAAACUGGCACCUUGCAAGUUGAAAGUCAUUCGUAACCGGAUAAUCUCAUACCUUGCUACAUCGUGUUGGUGAUUAGUGAUGGGUCAUAAGACUCUUUGCACGAAUCGACUCGGAGUCGAGAUCGUUCCUAUAGGAAUCGUGUAUAAGCCGUCGGUGCAACGAGUUCAGGUCGACCCGUAGUUGCAGCAAAGUAAACGCGAGUUCCACCCGUAGGUUCGAGUUCAUCGGUGACUGGAACGAGUCCGAGUCGACCUGAUUUCGGGACUACCCCAUGAAUUAGACCCACAGUUCGACCAGAACUCCUUGGAACUCGAACGAUUCCGGGUCGCUUACGGAUGGCUCCCGAUCCGGUAGGUUCGGGUAGACUUGCCCAUCACUAGGUGAUAGGAGUUUUAUUGUCAAGUCCGUGGUUUCCACAAUAGGAAGGAAACUGAAACGCGUUUGUUUAAACACACAUGCAUACACACACACACGCGCGCGCGCACAUACUAAUAGUGAGAGUCCCAAUGUGUGAUGAUGAUUAUACGCGGUAAAAGCAAGUAAAAGUAAGCAAACAAAAACACAAAAAAAGCAAAGGCGAAACAAAAAUGAAUUACCUAUAUUAUAUAGAUAUAUAUACAAUAUAUGAACAAAACCAUAUGACCUAUGUACGAUCAUUUUCAACUCAAUUGCCUUGCCGCGGUAGCAAAUACUGGCGUGAAAUAAAUCUGUUACGUUUCUGUUAAUGCCGAUUACCAAACGCAAAAGAAACCGAUCGAAAGGAUAGCAAAAGCGACACACACACACACGUAUGCAUUGGUUUUUAAUAUAGGCUUUUUGUUUAUUUUUUGUUAUUUGCCCUUUUACAUAAUUCCUAUUUUGCUUUCUAUUUUGCCCUUUUCCUGUAAAGAACAGUGUAGUGGAUUCCGGUUAAGUUUUAAUUGUGGUAGAUUAAGGAUUGCCUCUAUGUCCUGGAUGUUGAUGCUCGUGUUUUUUUUCCGAUACCUGUUAUAUUUCAAAUGUAUCAUCUCUAGUGCGUUUAACUUUUGCUCGCUUUUGUUCGUGCCUCUUGAUCUAUCCCUUAAGCUGGUGACAGAGCGUCCGAAACCAUCCAGAAAAGCAGGACGAGGAGGACUCGGAUAGCUGGGAUACGCGUUAGGGUCUGGACUCCAUGUGAUGUGCAAAUUGAGUCUGAAUAGGUGAAUGAGUUAAAUGUUAACAAUGGAUUAAAUGGAU
Messenger RNA from Anopheles stephensi (Asian malaria mosquito), 3239 nucleotides. RefSeq names its product vacuolar protein sorting-associated protein 4B (gene Vps4). The coding region runs from base 271 to 1599 and encodes 442 amino acids. Gene Ontology annotation, molecular function: ATP binding; ATP hydrolysis activity. Lineage: Eukaryota; Metazoa; Arthropoda; Insecta; Diptera; Culicidae. The record is from RefSeq and is a predicted model, not a curated record. The transcript is spliced from 5 exons. Gene Ontology annotation, biological process: endosomal transport; vacuole organization.